AUGGCGUGGCGCAACCAAGGAAUCACGGGCUCUAACAACAUCCCGCUAGGCCGGCGACGCUUUGCGGGCGAUGUUCCUGCGGAAGAGGACAGUCGCACGGCGACUCCUUCCUCCAUGGGAACAGACGGCCCCAAGCGUGGCCGAAGCCCUGUUCGUGGUAAGUCUGACCCGAUACCCUGGAAAAUUAUCAUCUCUGACCGUGUGUUUUCUACAGCUGAACCUCCCGCCGACGGUGUCAAAAGGCGCAAGAAGCGCAACCGCUGGGGUGAUCAGCAGGAGAACAAGGCUGCUGGUCUGAUGGGCUUGCCCACCAUGAUCAUGGCCAACUUCACCAGCGAGCAGCUUGAGGCGUAUACCCUGCACCUGCGCAUCGAGGAGAUUAGCCAGAAGCUGCGGAUCAACGACGUGGUCCCGGCCGACGGUGAUAGGUCUCCUUCGCCACCGCCGCAAUACGAUAACUUUGGUAGGCGUGUGAACACGCGCGAAUACCGCUACCGCAAGCGACUGGAGGAUGAACGUCACAAGCUAGUCGAGAAGGCCAUGAAAACGAUUCCUAACUACCAUCCGCCAUCUGACUACAGACGUCCCACCAAGACCCAGGAGAAGGUCUAUGUCCCAGUGAAUGACUAUCCAGAGAUUAACUUCAUUGGCUUACUCAUAGGACCUCGUGGAAACACCUUGAAGAAAAUGGAGACCGAAUCCGGAGCCAAGAUUGCCAUCCGAGGCAAAGGCUCUGUCAAGGAGGGCAAAGGCCGCUCUGACGCCGCUCACGCUAGCAAUCAGGAAGAAGAUCUUCACUGUUUGAUCAUCGCUGACACAGAAGACAAGCUGGUGAAGGCACGCCAGUUGAUUCACAACGUUAUUGAAACAGUAAGUCCUGUUCCCUGCGGUGUUCCAUCUCUUUUACUAACACCCGCUAAGGCUGCAUCCAUCCCUGAGGGUCAAAAUGAGCUCAAACGCAACCAGCUGCGUGAACUGGCCGCUCUCAACGGUACUCUUCGUGACGAUGAGAACCAGGCUUGCCAGAAUUGUGGUCAAAUCGGGCACCGGAAGUACGACUGCCCCGAACAGCGCAACUUCACUGCAAACAUCAUCUGUCGUGUCUGCGGCAACGCUGGACACAUGGCCCGCGACUGUCCCGACCGCCAGAGAGGCAGCGACUGGCGCAACAACGGUGGCUAUGGUGGCCGCGACUCUCGUCCUGCCGUUGGCACUGGCGAUGCUGUCGAUCGCGAGAUGGAGCAACUCAUGAACGAAUUGUCUGGAGGUGCUCCUGGUGAGUACCCACCCCGUCGCAUUGAAGCCGGCCCGGGCCAGGGCUAUCCCGACGACCGCGGCGCGAAGCCCUGGGAGCGUGGCCCGCCACCGAGUGACGUUGCCCCCUGGCAACAGCGUGGACGGGAUCGCGGACGCGACGACUACGGGUCCCGCGACCAAGGCGGUGCUGCUCCAUGGGCUUCACAGGGCCGCGGUGGCGAUUAUGGAUAUGGUUCUCAAGGCUACGCCGCUCCUGGUACUGCCCCUGGCGCUGCCCCUUGGCAGCAACAAGCUCCCCCCCGCCUCCCGGUGGACCGGCUGGCUAUGGUUACGGUGGAUAUUCGUCUUACGCACCUCCCGGCACGGGCGCUCCCGGUGCUGCUCCUCCUGGUAUGGGUGCUCCGCCGCCACCUCCCGGUAUGGCUCAGAUGUACUACGGUGGUGCUGGCGACCCGCCGCCACCUCCUCCGCCUGGUGAUGGACCUCCGCCUCCUCCCCCGAGCGACCAGCCUCCUCCGCCUCCGCCCCCUGCGUGAAUGCAAAAUUGAAAAUUGA
Molecule: messenger RNA, 1812 nt
Organism: Penicillium riverlandense
Lineage: Eukaryota; Fungi; Ascomycota; Eurotiomycetes; Eurotiales; Aspergillaceae
Gene: bbp
Product: putative zinc knuckle transcription factor/splicing factor MSL5/ZFM1
Exons: 5
Coding region: 1-1812 (603 amino acids)
Biological process (GO): regulation of mRNA splicing, via spliceosome
Cellular component (GO): nucleus
Molecular function (GO): mRNA binding; zinc ion binding
Source: RefSeq, a predicted model, not a curated record